CACCAAGGACUCCAUGACAAUUGGCUGGGGAUGUACCGGCGCUGACACGGAAAAUAAAGUUGGAUAUGAAGAAUUUUCGAUAGGUUAUGAAGGCAAAAAUAAGUUAUUAUGGUAUUAUAGAGCACCACAUGAGAUGGGUCUGGGAAGGUGGAGGAAGGGUGACGUGUUAGGUUGCCUUCUCGACAUUAAUAACAAGACGAUCAAUUUCUUUCUGAAUGGGAGACAGUCCAUGAUUAUUUACCCCGAUUUCUUUUCUCCUACAAGGCCACCAAAGAAAUUCUUCCCGGCGAUUACAAUGCCACCCUUCCAGCAGUGCAUCGUGAACUUGGGCCAGAAACCUUUCCGCACCGCGCCGGAGGGUGUACAAUUCUCCGCGCUCAGUUCUGUCGGUCAACUCACUCCGCAGCAGAGGAUGGUAAUUAUCUAUAUUCAUUCAACAUUCCUGACAAUUUGCAGCAACAAAUUGAUUGUUUUUUGUUGUCAGAUUUACGGAAUGCCGCGCAGCGCGAUGCAAGAACGGCAAGCGUCGUUCAAUGCGAGCGAGGACGCGUGCGACAUUUGCUGCGACCGCGCCGUCGACGUCACGCUGCAUCCCUGCGGACAUCGUACACUUUGUCAUGAAUGCUCAAUGAAGCUCAAGACGUGCCCUGUGUGUAGGGCUCCUAUCGCUCAAAGGCGUUGAAUUUACUUUUCAUAUUUUUUUUUUACCUCAAACAUCAACACAAUCUCAUAUUGAAAGGCUGAUACUUAUUUUAUACAUGUUGAAUUG
Papilio machaon (common yellow swallowtail) is the source of this 769-nucleotide messenger RNA. Its product is annotated as RING finger and SPRY domain-containing protein 1-like. Gene Ontology annotation, cellular component: cytoplasm. The record is from RefSeq and is a predicted model, not a curated record. The transcript has 4 exons. Bases 14 to 682 code for a protein of 222 amino acids. NCBI's taxonomy places the organism in Eukaryota, Metazoa, Arthropoda, Insecta, Lepidoptera, Papilionidae. Gene Ontology annotation, molecular function: protein binding; ubiquitin-protein transferase activity.